Cervus elaphus (red deer) is the source of this 1671-nucleotide messenger RNA. RefSeq names its product tetratricopeptide repeat domain 29 (gene TTC29). The record is from RefSeq and is a predicted model, not a curated record. Lineage: Eukaryota; Metazoa; Chordata; Mammalia; Artiodactyla; Cervidae. Bases 112 to 1536 code for a protein of 474 amino acids. Gene Ontology annotation, molecular function: protein binding. The transcript is spliced from 13 exons.
GUAUCUGGGAACCACCGCGGGAGGAGAGGGCAGCGCCGGCGCCCAGCACCUGCCACGGGCUGAAGUCUGUAAACCUGGAGACACCUUCAGCAGUAAUCUCCAAAUUCCAAAAUGACUACCCUGCCCCCGCUGCCCAUGACACGCCCAAAGCUUACGGCCUUGGCUAGACAGAAGCUGCCAUGCUCACCAAGAACAAUUCCAAGGUCUGAACUGAUCAAAGAAAAAGGUGACAUAGAUCAUUAUCUGGAGGUGAAUUUCAAAGGAUUGUCAAAAGAGGAGGUUGCUGCUUACCGGAACUCGUACAAGAAGAACGUCUGUGUGGACAUGCUGCGGGAUGGUUAUCAUAAGUCCUUUACCGAGCUCUUCGCUCUGGCAGAGAAGUGGGAUGCCCUGAGGGAGGCUGCGAGGGUCCGAUCCCUCUCCUGGGCACAGAGACCCCUGGAAGAGCAGCCCGACAAGCUGGAUCACUUCUACUACUACCUGACCAGGGCUGAGACAGCUGAAAGGAAAGAAUACUUUGAAGAGGUCUAUAAUAACUUGUAUGCUCUGGCCUGUUACUUCAAUAAUUCUGAAGACAAGUGGGUAAGAAACCACUUCUACGAACGAUGUUUUAAGAUUGCCCAAGUAAUCAAAAUUGAUGGUGGGAAGAAGGAAGCUGAGGCGCAUGGACAUAUGGGGCUGCUCUUCGAGGAAGAUGGUCAGCUUCUGGAAGCUGCGGAGCAUUAUGAAGCCUUCCAUCAAUUGACGCAAGGGCGAAUAUGGAAGGAUGAGACAGGCCGCGUUCUCAACUUGUUAGCCUGCGAGAGUCUCCUGAGGACCUACAGAUUACUCUCAGACAAAAUGCUGGAAAAUAAAGAAUACAAACAGGCCAUCAGAAUUCUAAUAAAAGCUUGUGAAAUAGCCAAAGAAGGAAAUGACAGAAAGAUGGAAGGAGAGGCUUCCUAUUACUUGGGCUUAGCGCACUUGGCUGCUGGAGAGUAUGAGACAGCAUUAGCAGUCCUCAACACUUACGGCAAAAUCUCUACAGACCUGGAUGAUGAUCUCAGCCUGGGGAGAGCCUAUGAAGCAACGGCCAAGGUCCUGCAGAGCCAAGGACAGAUGGCAGAAGCAGUCAAAUACUUGAAAAAAUUUGUGAAAAUUGCAAGAAACAACUUUCAAAACCUGGAUUUUGUGAGAGCAAGUACAAUGCUUGGGGACAUCUACAACGAAAAAGGCCACUACAACAAAGCUUCAGAAUACUUUCAGCAAGCUUUCAACACAACAGCAGACAUAAUGAACGUAUCUCUGAUGGAUGAAACUAAAGUUCAUUACGGAAUAGCAAAAGCUCAUCAAAUGAUGCUGACGGUUAACAGCUGUAUAGAAGCUGCAGAUCUCACCAGCCUUGACUACCUGCUGUCAUGGAAGGACAGUAGAAGUGACAUUACACCUGAUCCAACUACCGGAGAGUUUAGAAGAUCCACAAUGGAAAGUUUAUAUCACACCUCAGAGUUUUCGGAAGAGGAAUCCAGUGGAUUUUCAGGUAAUCGAAAAAAAUGACACUUAAACCAGCUUUUGAUUCAGCAACAAAGGAAGAAGAAAUUUAUCAUACCACCUCAGUCUUCAAUACCUGUUACAGGAGUAUGUUACAAAUAAUACAGAUAGAGUUGUAAUAAAGAUAGGGUUAUAACAAAA